Molecule: messenger RNA, 4589 nt
Organism: Rattus norvegicus (Norway rat)
Lineage: Eukaryota; Metazoa; Chordata; Mammalia; Rodentia; Muridae
Source: RefSeq, a predicted model, not a curated record
GAACAGUAGAAUGCUGCUAACUAAAUCUGGGUGUUUCUCCAAAAGGAAAAUGAACGUCCGUGGGGUAAGGCUCAUGUAAAGGCUACUGUUAUGCCCCUGUCUGCGCAUGUGCUGGGCAUUAGUGAAAGAUGCUAAACAGCUAAGCAUCACACAUUUUUGUUCACAUUAAAGUUUUCCCAAAAACCGUGGAUGAGAUCCUAAAAUGUACAUUCAGAUUGAAGGUACUUGGUGGAGACUACAGAAAUGUAUAUGAAAGUCUCUUUAGAGGUAGUCCUCUAAAACUAGUGAAGUCGUGCAAAAAAAUGACUUAGUAUGGUCAGGGAGGCCUGCUUCAGAGGUGUGCAUGGCUGUGUGCUCACUAGUGCUUGAGAUGGAACCUAGGCCCUCGCACAAGUGAGCAGCACACCAUACGUGUGUGUGCAGAGCCAUAGGAGAGCCCUAGGACAACUUGAAGUAUGUCACUCCCCGAGUACCAUUCAACCUUCCCCACCCCGCCGCCAUUUUUUUUAAUUUUAUUGGUUUGUUUGUUUGUUUAUUUUUUAAGACAGAAUCUCUCAUUGGCCUAGGAAGGUUUCUCCUGCAUUGGAAUUGCAAGUCUGUGCCACCAACCCUGUUUUGUAAAGAUGGCUUCUAGAAGUCAAAUUUAGGUUCUCGUAUAAAUCAAGCAUUCUGCAGUUGGCUUCUCUUCAGGUUCCUGGUCUGAAUUUAGUAUUUUUUUCAUAACUCAUGUGCAAGAGAUGUUAAGAGCUCCGAAGAGGUCCACCAGCGGCACAGACUGACCUGGUGUGACCAGAAUAUUCUGUGAACCUGGCUGUAGAAAUGGGAACAUAGCAAAUCACAUGAAUAAAGACAGUGUGUUUUGAAUGUGCCAUAGAACUCAUGAAUUGUGUGCCCUCCACUGUUAGUUAAUUUUCAAAGCAGUCUUCAAAUGUCGAAGUGUACUCAAUGAUCUAUUAAUUUCUGUAUAUGAUUGUAAAUUGCAAGAUAUGUUUCAGGAUAUCAUGAUUCUCAGUUUUCAUGUGGACCUUGUAGCUUUCUUAGAGCUAAACAUACAGUACCUUGUUACAGAAUAUCACAUUUUACUCUUUUUCUGAGCAUGGAUUCCUUUUCUCCAGAGAAAAACAGGCCUGCAAAUCUCUGGAAUAGAGACUUCCAUAGCUCAUUUGUAAAUAAACCCAACCUAAGUUGACACAAGGUUGUUUGUGGUCUAACUCUCACGUUAAUAAGAACAGUGGUUUUGGCACAGAGCUGUCAAUGUAUUUGAAGAUAUAUUAAUACAAACUAUGUAGUCACAUUACCUUUCCAAGUUCAGUGAAAUCUUGAAUACCAAACAUCUGACAUACCUCACAAAUUCAGGAAAGCAAGGAUGGACCUUCACAAGUGAUGCAAGUUUAAUCGGAUAAGUUCCAAACGAGUUUUAGGUCUUUAGUAUUGUAAAUAAUCAUUCUGUUUUUCUACUUACCUGUUUUUAUCAAGAUACAUUUCCAUGUGGAGUGACUUCAAAAUGCUUGAUUUCAUAGAGCCACUAGGUGGCAUCUUUGUAAAAGUGGAAGCACAUGAAAAGAAAUAGCCUAGGAGUAAAUGCAAGAUAGCAAGGUAGAUGAGUCGUUUUGAACAAGACCUAAGCAAGUGCACAGAUUUAGGAUGAAAAGUUAAAUUAAAAGCUUUAACACUUUUUAUUUUGUGAUUAAUACUAUUUUUCUAUUGCUAUUUUCAUUCAGGGGACAUUGACAUUUAUGUAGCCAAACAUGUUUAUGUAUUUGUGAGAGAGAAAGUGUGUGUGUGCGUGCGCGCGUGUUCGUGCACUUGCUUUUGCUAUGUUAGUAACCUAUGCAGAUAGACCACCUAAGUACAUUCUGUGUAAGGCUUUUUAAAAUUGAGCAUAGAAAGCAGAGUUCAUAGUACAUUAUCAAUAAGUUAUUAAGAUAUCACGCUAGACUUAACAGUGGAAAGAACAUGAAUUUUUCUGCUGCCUCUAUUCCUAACCCUGGUGUUUUCAUUCUGUCCCUAACAGGAGGCUAAUGAAUGAUAAAGCUUUGAAGGUGAAGGGGUGGGAAAGUGAUGUUAGUGAAGAGAUGAGAGUGGCUUUGUAGCAACAGGGUAUAAAAAAGACAACGACGAUUAUAAUGAGGGAGAUGGAUUUUACAACACGUUUUUAAUUUCACUAAACUUUACAUGCCAAAGGAUGUUAAAUAUAGCACGUAAUAAGUGUUUAAAAUCUGGGCUCUUGAUUCAGACCGAGUUUUAAUACUGGAUCUCAUUCAAUCUUUGUGUUUUUUCUUUUUCUUUUCUUUUUUUUCCAAUAGUACGGCAGUGCUAAUAGCAGUCCUUUAGUAGAGUUACUGCAUUGACUAUUGGAAAUACAGAUAAGUUGCUGUGCUUAGUGAUAAAACUUACUAAACAUUUGCUGUUUUUUGUGAGAUAACCACAUGAAAUUUGUUCAGGGAACAUAUUUGAUCUGUUCUCCAAAAUGUCUUAAGACUAAAGAAUUUGAUGAAAGAAAAAUAAAAGCUUUGCUUCUCCUGACUUAGAAAGCAGGGUAUUUGAGAGUUCUUCCUGUUCUUUCUGGGUGCCAGGAAGCUAAAGCACAAAAGCAAGUAGAUAUACAACAGUUGUAAACUUGUGUUCUUUUAUAAUCCCUGUCUCUCGGUGUUCAUAUUUGCAUUUUUAAAGAUGAUAACCUGUGAGCUUAGACUGCUUACAGGACUGCCUUUCCAAAAGUGUGAGAGAGCUCCCAGAGAGAGGUUAACUUCGAAUAAUCUUAGGGUCUCGGUUCCUGGCAGCCAACAAUUUCUACUUCUGGCUCCUCCGCUUUUGCUCUUGAUGGCUGGUUCCUUUGCAACUGCGCGGGGGCGGUGCCCUGGCGGAUGAAGCUGCCAGUUGCUAGGAUACACCAGCAACAGAACAUCUAAGCAGAAAGGAGCUGCUGAGGAGGACUGGGGAAACCUUUUGGUCGGUAAUAGCUGUUUUCUUGAGCAGGAAAAUGUCCGAUACGGAGGAGAAUGUCCUUGACUCCCCGGCCAGUGGUGAAGCGGCCGGCGAAGUCAUCAGUAUUCCUGGCCCUACAGACGAAGCAGAAGAGUCAGAUAUCUCACCAGAGCAAGAAUACGAAAUAGAGGGAUUUACCACCGAGAGUGAGGAGACAGUGGAGCACUACAGUGAUCUCAGUGUUUCAACCCCCAAAUCUUACGACUCCAAACCCAGGGACGAGGUCGUGUCCCUUGGAAGUGCCACAGACUCUCAUGAGCAAGAAUACAGACUUGGAGAUCUUGGAGGUGACCAGAGAUCAGAAGAGGACGAGAUGUCAUUUCUUUAUAAAAUCAAAGCUAUAAAGGAGAACUUGCAGUCGUCAGUGAAAGAGUGUAUAGCCACAGUAAAAAUUGUACUUAUUCCUGCAGGCCAGGAAAUUGUAAUGCCUUUCAGAGUUGAUGCUCCAUUUAGAUUCCUCAAGGAGCACUUUGCACACUUAUUACGUAUCCCCCAUCAUGUAUUGCAAAUGGCCUAUACAGGAAUCAGUGUUGGGAAUAAUGAGUCCCUGAUACAAUAUGGAGUCAAACCACGGGAAAUCGUUCAAAUGAAUGUAUUUUCCUCAGAACCCGACCAAUAUCCAGUCAGAAGAAUAGAGGGCUUGAGUGAGGGCUCCAAGAUCAUAACGGUCACCAUUCAGACCGGCAUCGAACGCUACGAGGAGGUAGCUGUGGAGAUAGUAAAAUCUGACUUCCACAAGCCAUUUCUUGGUGGAUUUAGACAUAAAAUAACAGGACUAGAAUACCACAAUGCUGGGACACAAACUGUACCCAAGAAGAUUCCGGAAAAAGACAAUCUGUUCUGUAGGGACACCCAGACAGUUUUUCAGAAAAAGAAGCUGCAACAAACUAUGAAUACCACCUCCACUCAGAUGACUAAAAUCGGUGUAUACGUAUCAAACAUGACUGAUAAACUGCUCACGCCAGGAAGUUACUUUUCAGCUGCAGAGUACCACGCUCGAAGGUUGAACGCGGUGAUAGUGAUUCAGACUGCCUACAGGCGAUGGCACGCUAAGUGCUAUGUCGACAGCCUAAGACUACAAAAGAAAAUGAGGUUGGAGUGGGAAAAAGAGGAAGAACUUAAGAAGAUCCGAGAGAAGGAAGAAUGGAUACGAAUGGACUAUUACCGGAGGCACAAUCCUAAAACAACCGAAGACUUUGAGCUCCUUUUCAAUGCUCUAGAACUUUGGCGUCAAGAAGAAGUCACACAAGUUGAGCAAUAUUCAAGUGAGGCUGAAAGGAAAGCUGCUCUGUGCGAGCUUUUGGAAAAAGAGACGCAGAUAAUUGCUUCCAUCGGGAGACAUAGAUACGUUGCUCAGUUGGAGAGACAGGAUGUAGCUACACAAGCUUUUCUGGAUAAGAUGAAUUUGAGAAUUGCACUUUCUAUGUCUUUGAAGAGUUGUGUUGGGAUUUUGAUGGAGAUUGCACUGAAUCUAUAGAUUGCCUUUGUGUUCAGCUUCAAAUACCUGGAGAAGACCUGAUGGACAAACCGUUGAAAUGGACACACAGUUCACAAUAAGAGCCAGAGAGCUGCAAAGCAUCUACAAGUGUAUCCUGCUGAAA